Molecule: messenger RNA, 1942 nt
Organism: Labrus bergylta (ballan wrasse)
Lineage: Eukaryota; Metazoa; Chordata; Actinopteri; Labriformes; Labridae
Source: RefSeq, a predicted model, not a curated record
AGGAAGGAGAGCACAUCAGCCAGGGAUUAUCUUAAUGUCUGACCUCUGGCCUCUAGCAUGGCUGUCCCAGCUUGUGCCUGACGUGGACCCUCACAUAUCUCCUUGGCUUGACUGGGUGGUCGGUGCAGCACCAACACACGACCCCAACCUGAGAGGAAAGAUACUGUGGGAAUCCGUCCUGUGGUAAAAACUCAGUGAGAACUAACACUUAGGUGUUAAGUUGUGUCGAGCCUGUGCGUUGCUGCAAGGACUACGACGUAAUAACACAGCACUCUGCCAAUCUCCUGCUCCGCAUUAUAUGCUCAACAUGGGCUCCGACUCCUGCCAAUAAUCCUCGUCUGAGACCUUGAACUGAACUUACAUAUGUGUAUUGUCCUACCCCUGUAGGUUAAUUAUGUGAAAAUCAACACAAAAAGAUGCACAACCUAAAGCUGGAUGAACUUUGUAUGAGGAUUGGCCUGCAGAAGAUGCCGACUAUCAGGGAGACACUGAAGGAGAUGGGUGUUUCUGCAGAGCAGGUGUUGACUGAGCUAGCCCAGAUGAGCACAGACGACACCAACAACGGCACAGUUCCCACGCCUCUGACCAACUACUUGGAUACUCAGUACUUUGGGGAAAUCAGCAUCGGCUCUCCGGCACAGCUGUUCAAUGUCGUGUUUGACACCGGCUCAUCAAACUUGUGGGUGCCUUCUCAAAGCUGCUCACCUUUCUCCACAGCCUGUUUUACUCACAACAGGUAUGAUGCCUCCAGAUCCCAGACUCAUGUUGAUAACGGCACCGGAUUUUCCAUCCAGUACGCCUCUGGAAAUGUCCGGGGAUUUCUGAGCGAGGAUGUGGUCGUGGUCGGAGGUAUUCCUGUGGUGCAGGUGUUUGCUGAAGCCACUUCUCUGUCUGCCAUGCCUUUCAUCUUUGCAAAGUUUGAUGGAGUCCUGGGGAUGGGUUACCCUAACGUGGCCAUUGACGGCAUCACACCGGUGUUUGACCGCAUCAUGUCUCAGCAUGUCCUCAAGGAAGAGGUGUUCUCUGUCUACUACAGCAGGGACCCUAAACACUCCCCCGGUGGAGAGUUGGUUCUUGGGGGCACUGAUCCAAACUAUUACACUGGAAGCUUUAAUUACAUGGACACCAGAGAGAUGGGCAAGUGGGAAGUAACCAUGAAAGGUGUUUCUGUCGGCGUGGAGAUGAUGUUUUGUGUUGAGGGCUGCACAGCUGUAAUCGACACAGGCUCUUCCUACAUCACAGGCCCUGCCUCCUCUGUGUCUGUCCUUAUGAAAACUAUCGGAGCACAGCUGGAUGAAAGUGGAUACAAAGUUAACUGUGAAACUGUGAAGACGCUGCCCACUAUCACGUUCCACCUGGGUGGUCAGGAGUAUUCGCUCCCUCAGGAGGAUUAUAUCUUAUGGCAAACACAGAUCGAGGGCGACGUCUGCACCGUCACCUUCAGGGGUUUGGAUGUACCGCCCCCUGCAGGUCCCAUCUGGAUUUUGGGAGCCAAUUUCAUCGCCCGCUACUACACAGAGUUUGACCGUCGCAACAAUCGAAUAGGGUUUGCCACAGCAGUCUGAAAGUAUCUUAAACAUCAGCUGUGUUGUUGUUUUGUUUUUUUCUUUUACUUUGCUGCUAUCUCCAGUACUCACUUCAGUCGCUUUUUAUGAUGACCCAUGAUCAAAGUACAUCUUUAAAAAAGAAAAGAAAAAAAGAUACACAAGUACACAUUGAGGAAUAUCACUCUCUAUUUUUUUUUGCCUAUUCUCUGUUAUAUUACAUUUUGAACAGUUGCACUGAAUACCUUCUAAACUUUUUUUUUUUAUUUAUAAGCAUUUACAAGCAAAUGCAAUGUUUCUUUGUGUGACCGCUGUUUAUAUCCUACAGUAACAAUGACAACCCCUACCUUCAUUGUAUGGAUCUAAUGAGAAUAAAGUUGUUUUACUGCAGGGGUUUA